This is a messenger RNA of Syngnathus acus (greater pipefish), 3368 nucleotides long. RefSeq lists its product as uncharacterized. The transcript has 13 exons. The coding region runs from base 16 to 3075 and encodes 1019 amino acids. The record is from RefSeq and is a predicted model, not a curated record. Lineage: Eukaryota; Metazoa; Chordata; Actinopteri; Syngnathiformes; Syngnathidae.
GCCGUCCUAUAAAACAUGCACUCAGGCCCUCGCAGAGGAGACGUUCCCAUCAGGAAACCUUCACUUCCAACCAUGUUCAGUGUAGUUGUGCUGCUGCUGGCCGCUGUUUCCAGUGCCAAGUGUGAACAGUUGACCCAGCCGGCCGAUCUGACUCUGCGGUCUGGUGAGGAGAUGAACAUCGCCUGUCAGGUGUCUUAUAGUUUGCGCAACUACUACACUGGUUGGGUCAGGCAGCCUGCUGGGAAAGGACUGGAAUGGAUCGGGACCAGAAGGGACGGAUCUGGUUAUUAUUACCGCAAGGAGUCCCUGAAAACCAAGUUCAGUAUUGAACUAAACCCGUCCAGCCAAACAGUAACCCUAAACGGAAAGAAUAUGCAGCCCGAAGACUCGGCUGUGUAUUAUUGCGCCAGAGGUACAUACUUCGUCGACUGGGGCCAAGGAACCCGAGUCACUGUUACAUCUGGUACACCGAUCAGACCGAGCGUCUUUCCUCUGAUCCAAUGUGGCUCCGGAGACACGUUUAGUCUGGGCUGUCUGGCCACCGGCUUCUCACCCUCUCCACUGACCUUCUCGUGGAGCAAAGACGGAACCGUCUUGACUGAUGUCAUCCAGUAUCCUUCAGUAGACAACAACAGAAUCUAUACGGGAGUCAGUCGAAUCCAAGUGAGGAGAGCCGACUGGGAGAACCAGGCCAAAUUUCGAUGCGUUGCCAAACAUUCAGCGGCGGAUGUUGAAGUGAUAUUCGACAAACCAGAAGUUCCGGCAGCGACGACCGCGCCUCCGGACGUCACUCCAGAAAUGACAUUAUAUCCGCUAUGGGAGGAUAAAUCGGGAGCCCCCAAGGUCAAACUUUUGUGCCUCAUCAGCGGCGCCUUUCCAAUCACGACGAGCGUCCAGUGGCUACGGGACGACCGAAAGGUAGCUGCCGCCCAGACCGGGACCUUUCAGCCUGCGGUGGCAGGAGCCAAAACCUUCACCCUCAUCAGCAAGAUGGAGCCCAGCGAGAGAGAGUGGAAAAGCGGCUCUAAUUUUACGUGCAGGUGGAUCGGAGGCAAGGAAGAAAUGCAAAGGUCCAUCAGCAUUUGUGAAACUCAGGCAAACGGCGCUCCUUCCAUUCACGUGGAGCCUCCCAGCUUCAAAGCCGUGAUGACGGAAGGAUCCCCACCCGAAGCGGUUUGUCGGGUUCGCACCGCGUUGGCUGCCGCCGUCACCUUGCUGGCGGAGGGCGCCGGCGCCACUCUUGAGCAGGCCGGCCGGCGGCGCAACGCGUCUCACAUGGUCAGCGUUCUGACACUAUCGCCAGAUCAGUGGAAACAAAUAAAGUGGCUCACAUGUAAAGUGGAGCACCGCUGCUUCUCGGACAUCAAGGAGAGAGUCCCUGUCCCAGAGUCGGCGGUCGUCAAGGCUCCGUCGGUGGUCGUCAGGCGAUCGCUUGCCGAUUUGCAGACGGAAGACGGGGCUGUGUUUGAAUGCCACGUCACGCCACUCGACCCCGUCGACCUCUACGUCAGCCUACAGGCUGACGGCGUGGAUGUUUCCGACAAACGCUUCGUCGCCCUCUCCGACGCCCCCAGCGGCCAUUCCAUCAGUCCGCCUUUCAGUUUGCCCAAGUCUUUGACCAAGGAGGACGCACGUUUGACCUGUAAGGUGAAUCAAGGCUUCUCAGGCGUCUUCAAGUCAAAGCCCUUGGACGGCAUUUUCGCGGAACCGUCGGUGGAGCUCUUCCUGGUCACGGGUCAAGAGUCAAAAACUCAGCGACUCCUUUGCUCUGGAUGGGGCUUCAAGCCUCAGAUCACGUGGUUGAGCGGAUCUGAGAAAAGACCUCCGUCGAGGACCUCCGACUUCAGCAUGAGUGCGGAUGGACGCGUGGCUGUUGCCAGUCAACUGGACGUCGACCGAGAAGAGUGGCAAAGUGGCAAACUCUUCACUUGUCAAGUGUCGGACGCGUGGCUGGAGAGAACUUCCACAAGUGCCGUCAAUUUCUGCUCAGCCAUCCCAUCACGGGCUCAAAAGGUCGCAGUGUACGUUCAAGGACCGCCGCUCACAGAGUCGCCGCAGAGCCAUCACGUGGACGUCACGUGCCUUUUGGUCGGCGUUCAUCUUGAGCAUUUCUCCAUCUCCUGGAAAGUAGAUGGGAAGGAAUAUCUGCACAAUUCCCACACGGAGACGCCGAGCGUUCACGACAACGGCACCGAGACGCUUCGGAGCUCCCUCAGGGUGUUAACCAGUGACUGGGAGGCAUAUAAACAAGUUUCCUGCCAGGGGACGCACAAGUGCUCCAAGCGGGGCUACCAGGCCCACGUGAGCAAAAGCAAAGACUGGAGUCGGCCGACAGUGCGCAUCGUCCCGCCGAGCAUGUCCGAGCUGACCGCCUCCGGUGACCUCCCGCUGACUUGCCUGGUUUCUGGAUUUUCCCCAGAUGACAAAAUAGUGUACUGGGAGAAAGAUGGCCAACGAGUGCCACCGGGUUCGUACGCGAACGGCCCGUCGUGGAAAUACCGAAGCGCUUUUUCAAUGAGCAGCACGCUAACAGUAUCCAAGAGUGAAGAUCGGGGAUCCGCUUAUUCUUGUCGGGUCAGACACGAGUCGUCAAAAACACCUUUUGGGAGCACGAUUGAGGAUGUCUUUGCCGCGGUGACCCCCAGCCGACCGUCCGCCAUCUUGCUGCGGGGUUCGGGCGAACUGGUGUGCCUGGUCUUCGGCUUCAGUCCGCCGGCCAUCGACGUCUCCUGGUUUCUCGAUGACGCCGACGAGCUGUCGUACUCCAACACCAGUCAACCCAGCAGAGGCCCAGACGGGAAAUUCAGCCUCCGGAGCCGCCUACGUUUGACCCCAGUCGACCUGUUACCCGGCGCCGUCCACACCUGUCGGGUGACCCAUGCCACCCUCACGCUGAACUUGAACAUAACAAAUCCAGUGAUUUUGCCAGAUUGCAACGUAUUGGACGACAUUGCCGAUGCGGUUGUCAAUCAAGAUAUCAAUGUGGAAAGUUGGUACAUGUCCGCCACGUUCCUCGUGCUUUUCCUCAUCUCCAGCAUCUACGGCGUCUUGGCCACACUGGUUAAGACGAAAUAAUUGCGGCGCCAGAACUGACACUAUUGGAUUCUUCUAACGGAGAUGGUUGCUGAUGGCAGAGGAGAUACGUAGUAUUGUGAACCUUUGUCUAUUUUAUACCAUAGAAAUAACUGUAGCUUUUUAUAAAUACUACUUUGAAAACCUGUGAUCUUUUUAUUUUGGUUGUAAAAUACCCAGAGAACAUUGCAGCUCCUGUUAAAUGAAAACAAAUCGGGCACACCACCGCUACCUGCCCUAUCACAUUUGAGUGAUUCGAAAAUAAACAAAUAACUAAAAUGACGCUUCAAUAUUGU